GUCUUCGACAAGAUCAGACUUGUUGUUAAAGAGACAGAGAACAUGUCAAAAUUGUAUCUGCUUCUAUCAGCCGUUUUGGCUUUUCAAGCGAGCCAAGCUUGUGAUGGUGCCAAUCCAAAUGAAGAACAAUACGCAACUGGAAGGCAGCUAACACAAAACUAUUUUACCCAUGCCUAUGGAUACACUCCAUAUUUGUGGAACGCCCUAUACUAUCGCCCAAGAUUUCCUGCUUUAGUCUAUGCCAGCCCAUACGAAGGACGAACCGUGAAUCGGACUCCAGUUAGCAGUCCACAAUUCAGAACAAAUCUUCAGGGAGAUGACAUAAAUGGACGUGAAGAUGAGGAUGUCCAGAACGAAGCAAACACGGAUGAUAAAGAAGAUCGUUUUGCAUUAGGCGGUGUAAUUACAGAGAAUUUUAUCAGCACGAGACCUGUGGAGUUCAACAGCGGAUUGAGCACUUUUAACCCUUGGGGUCAAAAAAUCAAAAACAUCGUUAACCUAAGUCCAGUUUCUGUCAAUCCCAAUGUUAAUUACCAAGUCGCUACGUUCGAUUCGUGCAUAUCACGUAACGGCGAUGCGGGAAUUUGCGCCUCACGAGCCGUUUGUUCGCUGUUUGGUGGCAGAUCUAGUGGUGUCUGCAAUCUGGGGUUAACCUGCUGCGUCAAUGCCAUCAACACAUGUGACGGUGCAAUCACGCUCAACAACACGUACUGGCAAUCACCAGCCACACCCAUAACGGCACCUUCGUCCUGUUCGCUGACUGUCGCGCUAGACAGUAAACGCAGGGAACAAAUAAAGCCCAUUUGUCAAAUACGUUUGGAUUUUGUUUCCUUCACGACCAGUCAACCAACAGGAGGGACGUGCACCGAUACUUUUGAAGUGUUUGGAUCUUCUAACAUAGCGCCAGUCAUUUGCGGGGAUAACAGUGGCCAGCACAUGUAUCUUGAUGUUCAAUCGUCGGCACUUAGCUCUACCGACCUCAAGUUGAAAUUCAACUUUGCUGUGGGCACACAAGCGUAUCCAUACAUACCGCGUUCAUGGAACAUAAAGAUUGCUAUGCUUCCGUGUGGUGUCUCUUAUCUCGCUCCCAAAGACUGUCUUCAAUAUUUCACGUCCGCCAAGGGCAGGGUCAGUUCAUUCAAUUGGCAUGACGUCUCUAGCACUUCAACUCGUCAGCUCAAUAACCAACACUAUCGGAUCUGUUUCAGGACGGAACUGCUCAAAGCACAUCCAACAAAAGCGACUCAAAUGUGUUUGUCUGUUUGCUCGGUGACCAAUGGAGGCGACGCCUUUUCAAUAACGACAGUACCACCCAGCGGCGGUUCUAGCACAGCAUCUGCAACCAGUUACGCUGCAACACUUUCUGCUGUCGGUACAACUUUCAAGGAUUCCGUGAAAGGAACCAGGGCUGUCUGUUUGUACGAUUUCCUUCUUAUCGCUGGUGGAAGAGAUUCCAACAAUGUCGAAGCCGAUCGUUACUGUGGUAACGCAUUAAAUCCCGCUGUCAUAGGACAAGGAGGUCCUCGUCUUACGGUGACCGAACCUCCACCUGGUGGUUUGCCAUCCAGCGUCCAGGUUUGCUCUUCGCUUAUGCCUUUUCGGCUAAUAUACCGAACGGAUGGCACUGAAGAGGAGAUAUCAGGAGUCACGUCGUCGAACAUUAUUGCGGCAGCUGCUGAUACAGCCAACACUGGAUUUUGCCUAGAUUUCGAAGAGAAAUAGAAAACUAGCAGAAUUUUUAAAUGUUGUUGGCGUA
Messenger RNA from Daphnia carinata, 1756 nucleotides. RefSeq lists its product as uncharacterized. The transcript is spliced from 9 exons. NCBI's taxonomy places the organism in Eukaryota, Metazoa, Arthropoda, Branchiopoda, Diplostraca, Daphniidae. The coding region runs from base 43 to 1722 and encodes 559 amino acids. The record is from RefSeq and is a predicted model, not a curated record.